Molecule: messenger RNA, 2716 nt
Organism: Diatraea saccharalis (sugarcane borer)
Lineage: Eukaryota; Metazoa; Arthropoda; Insecta; Lepidoptera; Crambidae
Source: the annotation of a GenBank genome assembly
AUAGCAUGAAAGUAGUAAAAAACUUAUCAAAUAAGAAAAUAAUAUCUGUUCAGCUAUUUAAAAGUCUUGGGUGCAAUUAAAAAUAUUUUAGAUUAAAUAUUAUUUAUUUUGUCUUUAAAAACUUCUGUAAGUGCGGUAUAAGACUCGAAUAUUCGGGAAAAACGUUUUCAUUUUUGUAAUUAUCUUCUAUUUAUAUCUAAAAUGAGUUUAAGUCGUUUGAGGAAUAUUGUGAAGUGUGAUGUGGUGAAAGCAUCUGCAUCUAGCGCGUUGGUGUCGAAACUUUUAGGACCUUGUAGUGAGAUAGUGAGUACAUGCACCAUUCAACGAAGGAAUGUCACACAGCAAAAUUCGAAGCCAGACUGGAACAGAGCAGUGAGCGAAGCCGAGAAGAUUGUGGGCUAUCCCACAUCAUUUUUAAGCCUCCGAUGGGUUUUAAGUGAUGAAAUUGCCAACGUUGCACUUCAUCUCCGCAAAUUAGUUGGGAGCAACCAUCCUUUGCUGAAAACUGCCAAAAACCUCAUUUAUAAUGGCAAGAAUAAUAUGCAAGCAUGGGGCCUUAUUGUCCUGCUUGUAUCUAAAGCGGCCGGUCACAGCCCUGAAAUACCUGAUAUGGAACAAGACAAAGCAGCUGGUGUAUUGUAUAGCCAACGGGCGCUCGCCGAAGUGACAGAGAUGAUACGUACCUCGCAUCUGGUCCACAAGGGCCUGGUGAACAUGAACUCGCGGCAGCUGACCGCGGCCGAGCCGGGCGAUAUGAUGUUCGGCAACAAGAUAGCCCUGCUGAGCGGCGAUUACUUGUUGGCGAAUUCUUGCACUGAGCUAGCCAACUUGAGGAACCAAGAGCUGGUGGAGCUGAUGUCUUCAGCGGUCAGAGAUCUUGCUGAAGCCGAGUUCCUAGGGGAAAGAGAUGAACAAAAUAAUCCUCUUCCAUCUCGGCCAGUUCCCGAAGCUAAUUGGGAGCCAGCAUCAGAGUGGGACUGCAUCUUGGACCCGUUGCCGAUGAGUGGGGUGGAGGGAUGUCUGCAGCGCGAGUGGGUGGCGCGUCAUGUGCUCGCGGCGGGAGCUCUUCUAGGCAAGAGUUGCUCCGCCGCCUUGAAGCUAGCAGGACACAACUCUGAAUUGCAGACGCAGGGUUAUCUGUUCGGUUGUCAUUUGGCCCUGGCGUGGCAGGCGUUCCUGGAUCUGGAAGCAUUCACUGGUCCCGAGCCAGCCAGUUUCUCUUUAGUGGGGGCUCCACUUGCCUUCACACUACAAGAGAAUCCGGAUCUUUACACGUACAUUGAGGCAGGUCGUCGUAGCGUGCACGACGUCGAUUAUCAUGCGUUGUACCGCGCGGUGGUGGAGGGCGCGGGCAUAGCGCGCACGGUGGCGCUGCAGCGCGCGCACGAGGCGGCGGCGCGGCGGCUGCUGGAGCGGCUGCCGGACGGAGACGCGCGCGCGGCGCUACACAACAUCAUCGGCGCUAUGCGACACGAUUUAUAAUGCAUCACCCUAUAGCAAGGUUAGUGUCAGGAUAACCUAUACAGUCCUGGCCAUGGUUCAGAAAGAGUACGAAUAUAGGUGACACUUACAGACAUUCAUGUCACAACUCUAGUAAAAUUUUAAUUAUGAAUUCUCCAUAUUCAGAUUCAAUAACCUGUGCCAUGUUGUGAUAAUUUUCUUUUUAAAUUUAAUUUAACAAAUAAGAUAUUGAGAUUUUUUUGAGAUUAUGUACAGAUCAUGACUUAUAAAAAAUAAAUAUCUCAGUUUAAAGCAUUUCAAACAUUAAGAAGAUAAGUGGAUUAAAUAUUAAAAUUCUAUUUUCUCAGGUCUUGGUUCAUCAAUGGUGCAAGCUAAUGUUGUUUACGGAAAUAACGUGAUAUAAAAAAGUUAUGAGAUAGCAAACAUCGCAUGUAUAUAUACAUUUCAUCACAAUUUAGAUCAAAUUAGUUUCUUUCAUUAUCUUUAGUAAAUAUUUUAUUUUCUUUAAUCAAAACGAGACUGUUAUAAUCAUAAAAGUGAAAUGUACUUUUUUUCUUUAAGAAUAUACAGUACUUAUACUAAUUUUAAAAUAAAUGAAAUUGAAAAUAUUACUUAUAUAUGUAUAGAUAGACAAUAUAAAAUUGAAUUAUUUUAAUAUAAAAAUACACCGUUAUAGUUAUAAGUAUAUAACAUAAAAAAUUACUGUCUAUUUUUAUAAAUCUCUAUCUAUAUUUAUAAUAUUACCGCAGAAUGCCUUGAGGGGAAAACAUUUUUGUCUAUAAUAAUUUUAUAUACACACUAUGUAGAGUGAGACAACAUCACUUCUGAUUUUAAAAACGUCGUUUUAUUUUGACAUAAAACAUAAUUUAAGACUGAUAACGAUUUCUUUUUAUUAAUACUCGGUUAUAAUAUGCAUAUAAUAUUUUAUAUGUUAAAAUUUGCGUUAUAUCAUUUUUGAUAAAUGUAUACAUGUAUGUAAAUAUUUUUGUACAAAUAUUAUAUCAACUUAUUAUGAUUAAUUUAUGUUAUAACCACAUGAAGGUAUUUUUAUACUUGAUAAUAAAUGAACCGUAUGUUUUAACACAUUUUUUUUUGUUUUAUUGAAGAAUAUUCAACUUUGAGGCAUGAUUCAACAGAAAGUAAACAACAAAAGAAAAAAGAAUAAAAAAUAAAUAAAAAAGAUGUGUUUUUUUUUUGAGGUCGAGUGUGAGCCCAUUGUUAAUAAAAAAAAAACGAAUUACUGGAAAUCUCCAAC